GCCUGAUAAUUAAGUUAUUUCAAUUCAUGAAUGUUCAAGAUUACAAAUAACACAAGAAUGUAAACAAUAAAAUUUGUUUCUUGUUUACAUAACAUAAUAUUAUUAGGUAAAAACCUGAUAUUCACAUUAGUGGUAGGUAAUUAGCAGUUGUCCUAAAAUCCCUCUCCCCCUAUCUUCUCUCCUUUAUAUUAUAUGCAGAUUUACUGCCUAUAAUUACUUUUCUUUCACCUUACAUUUUACGGUUUCCUACUUCUCCUCUAACCCAAAAAAUAAAUAAAUAAAAACAAUAUCAAUAUUAUGGAAAAUAGAUACUUAUUAAUUUUUAUGUUGUUAUUAAUUACAACAACUCUACGUUCCAAUGCUCAAUCUAUUCCAUGUACUAAGUACAAAUUCGCGGCAACCUUAAACAAACCAAAUGGCUAUAAAAAUUGUAUUGAUCUCCCGGUAUUAAGCUCCGCCCUACAUUAUAGCUAUAACCCUUCAUUGGAAACACUAGACAUUGCCUACCGCCACCCCGGUAUGGGACCCGGGGCCUCCUCAAAGUGGGUUGCGUGGGCCCUUAACCCUACCGCGAAAGGCAUGGUUGGUUCACAAUCAUUGGUGGCAUACCGUAGUCCCAAAGACGGGUCCAUUGUGGCAUACACGUCCCCUAUAACGUCCUAUGCGACCACCCUUGCUAAGGGUGACUUGAGUUUUAAUGUAACGGGACUAAAGGCCGAAAUUGUUAAUGAUGAGAUUGUUAUGGUUGCAACGAUUAAGGUCCCUAAUAAUGGGACGGUCCUUAACCAGGUUUGGCAAGAAGGGCCCCUUUCCGCGGAUGGGACUAUCCAGCAGCAUCCGCUUUCGGGGCCUAACGUUCGUUCCAUGGCUUCCCUUAAUCUACUUUCCGGUGCCCUCGCUCCUACUGGUGGUGCCAGCGGUCUUGGUUCUUCAUGGAAAUAUGCGCAUGGGGUGAUGAAUGUAGUAAGCUGGGGAAUAUUGAUGCCAUUGGGAGUAAUGAUAGCAAGGCAUAUGAAGGCUAUUAUACCAUCAGCAGACCCAACUUGGUUCUACCUUCAUGUUGGGUGUCAACUCACGGCCUACAUCGUCGGAGUGGCUGGUUGGGCCACCGGUCUCAAAAUCAGCAACGGCACCCACGAGUUCUUCCACCUAUCCCACAGAUGGAUCGGCAUCAUUCUCUUUUGUAUGGCCACGCUUCAGGUGUCUGCUCUUUUAAUUAGGCCACAUAAAGAACACCGUUAUAGAAAUUACUGGAAUAAAUACCAUCAUACAAUUGGAUACUUGAUACUGGCAUUAAGCACCGUCAAUAUAUUGCAAGGUCUCAAGCUCCUCGAUCCUGCUCUAGGUUGGAAGAUUGCCUACCUGGGUCUGCUUCUGGUAUAUGUGCUCUCUGACUUUGUGCUCGAGUACAUUGUUAACAAAAGAAACAAGUCCGAUUUUGCAGAUAAGUGAAAAUCAGAUGAAAAUAGCAGCACACUAUUUUAGUAUCGUUUAACAAGGGCCAAGAACGUAGUACACUACACACAUUGAUUUAAGUCUAGUUUUUGUAUGAGCUUUCUUUAUUUUCUUUCAAUUUUUUAGCAGAUUGACAUUUUUGAAGCCCAUUUUUAGAUGUGAUAUUGUAUUAAUGUCAUAUGUAUGGUUAAUUACUUGAUUUGUUUUUAAUUAUUUUUAAAUAAAAUUAGGUUAAA
Molecule: messenger RNA, 1691 nt
Organism: Chenopodium quinoa (quinoa)
Lineage: Eukaryota; Viridiplantae; Streptophyta; Magnoliopsida; Caryophyllales; Amaranthaceae
Product: cytochrome b561 and DOMON domain-containing protein At4g17280-like
Exons: 3
Coding region: 298-1452 (384 amino acids)
Source: RefSeq, a predicted model, not a curated record